AUGGGCUCCCUUCAGAACACCAUCCCACCGUUUCGCCUCCUCGUUGCCGGCGGCUCGUACGCUGGUCUCUCUUUCGUCGUGAACCUCUUGGAUAUCUGCAAUGGCCGUUCUCCGCGCAUGGCCCAUGACCCGUACUCUCAUCACCCAGACUUCACUCGCAUCCCCGUCGACAUAACCAUUGUCGACGAGAGGGACGGCUACUUCCACCUCAUCGGCUCUCCUCUCGCACUUGCCUCCUCCGACUAUGCUGCCAAGACCUGGAUCAAGUUCCAAGACAUCCCUGCUCUGCAGAGGCCGAACAUUCGCUUCGUCCAAGGCAGCCUUGAUGAGAUCAACACCGCCACCAAGUCAGCCACCGUACUCUCUCACAUCACCAAGAUCCCGCACGACAUUUCCUAUGACUUUAUGGUCAGUGCCACAGGCCUGCGCCGCCCCUGGCCCGUCGUUCCUCAGUCCCUGCUGCGGAAGCAGUUCCUCCUGGAGGCCGAGGAACAGAUUCACGCCGUCCACAACGCUCCCGAUGGCGUCGUCAUUGUGGGUGGUGGCGCCGUCGGCAUCGAAAUGGCGGCCGAGCUCAAGCUCAUCAAGCCCGAUGCCGACGUGACGCUCGUGCACUCCCGCGAGAAGCUUCUAUCCUCAGAGAACCUGUCGGACGAGUGUAAGGACGUGGCCCUCGAUCUCACGCGCGAAGCCGGCGUCGAGGUUCUCCUCAACCACCGCGUCGCUGAGACGCGCAAGCUCGAUGUCCCCGAGGGCAGCCGUGCGCGCUACGAGGUUGAGUUCACGGGCGGCGAGAAGCGCUUCGCCAGCGAGGUCAUCAUGGCCGUGUCGCGCCCCGUGCCCUCGACGGGUUACCUGCCCGCCGAGACGCUCGACGAGGAGGGCUACGCCAAGGUCGACUCGAGCCUGUUCCUCGAGGGCGUCAGCAACUCCGACUUCCAUCUCGUCGCCGGUGAUGCGUGCAAGUGGGAGGGCAUCAAGCGCGCGGGCGGCGCCAUGCACAUGGGACACAUGGCAGCGAUCAACGCGCACCAGCGCAUGAUUGCGAUCCUCGCCAAGGAGAAGGGUCAGGAACACAAGCCCGAGUUUAAGGUGCUCGAGGCGUUCCCGCCUGCCAUCGGUCUCGCCGUCGGCAAGAAGGCUGUCGCGUACGGCCCUGACAUGGGCACGAUCCAUGGCGAGGAGGUGAUGGAGGCGUACUUCCGGGACGACCUGGGCUUCACGAUCUGCUACAACUGGAUGGGCCUUGGAAAGAGCCCUGCGGAGGAGGAGGAGGCCGCGGUCGUUGCCGCCGAGACGGCUGCGAAGACGGCCGUUGACAUUACCGAGGAGGCUACCAAGGUGGAGGAGAUUGCGGCUUGA
This is a messenger RNA of Verticillium nonalfalfae, 1362 nucleotides long. RefSeq lists its product as uncharacterized. NCBI's taxonomy places the organism in Eukaryota, Fungi, Ascomycota, Sordariomycetes, Glomerellales, Plectosphaerellaceae. Gene Ontology annotation, cellular component: cytoplasm. The record is from RefSeq and is a predicted model, not a curated record. Bases 1 to 1362 code for a protein of 453 amino acids. Gene Ontology annotation, molecular function: electron-transferring-flavoprotein dehydrogenase activity; flavin adenine dinucleotide binding. The transcript has 3 exons.